CGCAAAUCAUUGUAUUCCGUUUGUCUUUACAUCUAACACAAUUUCCCAACUCAUACGGAAACAGGGUUUGUUGUAAGUCUUCUGUGUGUGCAGGUGACUUGGCUGCAGGCAAUGGGCAAAUGCUGCAAGUGCAACGGGAGGCUGCUGUGCCUGUGCUUGCUUCCCUUCAUGAUGACUGGCCACCUUCUCAUCUACAUCAUGGUCACCAUCUUCGUCACCAUCUCUUACGUUCCCCCCAAAAUAACCAUCCACUAUGUCGCGCCGGGGAUUUCCGCAAAUUCCGGCGCUCUAGCCUCUCAUCCACUCGGCCCCUUCUGGAACCUUCACCUGGAGAACAGUGCCUUGUGGAACCGGCUGCAGCACUCUUUGGACCGCCAGAACAACCCCAUACUGCGUGGAAACACCACCGGGACUCUGAGGAAGCCCAAAGCAGAGUUACCCAGUCAAAAUGGAGACAAGUGCCUUCCUGACCGUACAUCGUGUGAGUGCUCAGAAGCCGGUCUGCAUGACGUCGACGAUAUGCCCGAACAAAUUGGGGCAUUUGUCAGGUCCAUGCACUGCAGGAGUUAUCCGAUCCUCAUCAAUCAGCCGACGACGUGCAAAAGGAACAAGACCAGUCGAGAGUAUCCGAUGCUCCUCAUGGCCGUCAAGUCUCAAGUGGGGAACUUUGAAAACAGGCAAGCCAUCCGUGAAACAUGGGGCCGCAGUGGUUUGAUUAAAGGGGAGUCUCACAGGAAAGGUGGGUUCGUGCGAACUCUCUUCCUGCUGGGAAGGCAAGACUCCAGUACGGGACCUCAUCCGGACCUCAAAAACUUUCUGGAGCUGGAGAACCGGAAAUACGGCGACAUCCUCCAGUGGGAUUUCCAAGAUACUUUCUUCAACCUGACCCUGAAAGACUUGCUGUUCUGGCAUUGGCUCCAACAACACUGUCCCACAGCUGUGUUCGUCUUCAAAGGGGACGAUGACGUCUUCGUCCGGACCGGCGCUCUCCUGGAUUACUUGCACCAGCAGUGGGAGGAGCACAAACUGCGCAACCAAACUCACAUCAAUUUAUUUGUGGGGGAUGUCAUCAGUAACGCCUUCCCGAACCGGAAUCCAUCGACUAAAUACUACAUACCGGAAAACUUCUAUAAAGGUGCCUACCCAACGUACGCUGGAGGGGGAGGGGUGGUAUAUUCCGCCUCACUGGCGUUACGACUGAAAGAGGUGUCCCAAAAAGUAUGCCUCUUCCCCAUCGACGACGUUUACUUGGGAAUGUGCCUUCAGAGACUGGGGUUGUCUCCGAGCCAUCACCCUGGUUUUCUAACAUUUGACCUCCCAGAGACGGACAGAGGGAAUCCCUGCGCUCACAGGUCCGUGCUGCUGGUGCACAGGCGGAGUCCCAAAGAGAUGUUGACUUUGUGGCACCAGUUGCACAAUCUGCCCGCUCACUGCUGAGCGUCAUUUGCCUGUCAAAUAUAAAUAGCCUGCCAGGUGAACUCUGGGUGACUCAGCGGGUUUAAUUCAAGCAGGUAACAUCGUAAACAAGGUCAAUGAAUACCAGGCUGUGACGAAACACUCGCAAGACCAAGUCCAUACACGAUAUCAGUGACGUGCGGUGAGGUUCGAGGCAGUUGAGGCACUAUUUGAAUAGAAAAUCACAGGUGAGGUCCUCAUUGUUAUUACAGUAAGGGCCCUAAUCUCCCAUGUGCUUUAGUCCAA
Nerophis ophidion (straightnose pipefish) is the source of this 1701-nucleotide messenger RNA. RefSeq names its product N-acetyllactosaminide beta-1,3-N-acetylglucosaminyltransferase 2. Gene Ontology annotation, cellular component: membrane. The record is from RefSeq and is a predicted model, not a curated record. The transcript has a single exon. Gene Ontology annotation, molecular function: hexosyltransferase activity. Bases 112 to 1437 code for a protein of 441 amino acids. NCBI's taxonomy places the organism in Eukaryota, Metazoa, Chordata, Actinopteri, Syngnathiformes, Syngnathidae.